Messenger RNA from Columba livia (rock pigeon), 2265 nucleotides. It is a transcript of the gene DENND2D, whose product is annotated as DENN domain containing 2D. NCBI's taxonomy places the organism in Eukaryota, Metazoa, Chordata, Aves, Columbiformes, Columbidae. The coding region runs from base 101 to 1504 and encodes 467 amino acids. Gene Ontology annotation, cellular component: cytosol; nucleoplasm. The record is from RefSeq and is a predicted model, not a curated record. The transcript has 12 exons.
CCGCCCCGUCCCGUCCCUCCUCCCCCGGGAAAGCGAAAGCGCGGCGGGCGGAAGCCGAGCGCUCCGCUCCGGGGCCGCUCCGCUCCGCGCCGGGGCCACCAUGGCCACGUCCAUCGGCAACUUCUUCCGACGGAGCCUGCGGCGAUCCGGCCGCAGAGAAGGAAAAGAGGAGGCCUCCGCUGCAGAAAACAACCCCUCGCGGGUCCUGCCGGGGAAGCCAGGAGAGCGGAGCUCCAUCUUCUAUUCUGCCGGACAGUUUUUCUUCGAGUACCUGGUGGUGGUGUCACUGAAGAUGUCAGACGGGUGUUACAAACCCAAGAUAACCUACCAGUUCCCAAAGCGUGAGAACUUGCUGAAGGGCCAGAAAGAGGAGGAGGAACGUCUCUUACAAGCCAUCCCCCUCUUCUGCUUCCCCGAUGGCAACAACUGGGCCCCAGUCACCGAGUUCCCCAGCGAAACCUUUUCUUUCGUCUUGACCGACGUGGACGGCAGCAGGAAGAUCGGCUACUGCAGGCGGCUGCUGCCAUCCGGCCGUGGUGCCCGCCUUCCCGAGGUCUUCUGCAUCAUCAGCUGCCUGGGCUGCUUUGGGCUCUUCUCCAAGAUCCUGGACGAGGUGGAGAAGAGGCGCCAGAUCUCCAUGGCGGUGAUUUACCCCUUCAUGCAGGGCCUGCGGGAAUCGCCCUUCCCAGCUCCAGGGAAAACCGUCACCAUUAAAAGCUUCAUCCCCGAGUCAGGCACAGAGCUCAUCGAGCUCACGCGGCCGGUGGAUGCUCAUCUGGAGCACGUGGAGUUCCAGGCUCUGCUCCAGCGACUCAGCCCCCACCUCAUCCUGCACAUUUUCGCCUCUGCUGUGUUGGAGCGACGGCUCAUUUUCCUGGCAGAGGAGCUGAGUGUCCUGUCGCAGUGCAUCCACGCCGUGGCCGCUCUCCUCUACCCCUUCACCUGGGCUCACACCUACAUCCCCGUGGUCCCCGAGUGCCUGCUCGCCACCGUCUGCUGCCCCACGCCCUUCAUGGUCGGCAUCCAGAUGCGGCACUUGGAGCAGGUCCUGGACCAGCCAAUGGAGGAGGCUCUGAUAGUCGACCUCUGCGAAGGGAAGAUCCUCCGGGCGGUCGGUGAUGAGGAGGAGAUCUUGCCCAUCAAGCUGCAGAAUGAGAUGCUGACAUCUCUGAACAGGCACAACAACAAUAACAACAUACACACGUCUGAGCAGGUGAACACGCUCGUCUCCGAAGCCUUCGUGCAGUUCUUCGUCCGGAUGGUCGGCCACUACGCCUCGCACAUCAAGUGGAGCAAAAACGGCUCGGGCACCUUCCAGGAGCGAGCCUUCUGCAAAGCCAUCGCCUCCAAGACCAACCGCAAGUUUGUGAAGAAGUUCGUGAAGACAAACAUGUUUUCCUUAUUUAUUGAGGAAGCGGAAAAGAGCAGGAUCCCACAGGAAGCGUAUUUCCAGCAGAAAAUAACACAGUACCACGAGCAGAAGAAGCACCGAAGGGACUCCUGAAGCCCGGCCUGGGGACAGAGGAGCGGGGCUGGCACCCAGCAGAUCCCCACCAGCGCCAAGGGCAGAACAUGCUGGAUCCUGCCGAUUUCUUCCCACCUGUGACUCACAAGACAUGUGGGCAGCACCGAACACCAGUUUCUACCCUUUCUUUUUUCCCUCAGGGCAUCGUUGCGCUGGAAAACGCGUUGGCAGGGAGGGAGUGAGCGGGCUGUGAUUUCUUUUCCCAUUUUGCCGGUGACGGGGACAAACCACAGCACGCAGCGCUGGGCCCCGCAUGGAGUUUUUGGCCCCAUCGGGACUUCACGCAGUGAGGAAGGGAACGCGGGAAACCGGCUGCAGGACAACAGAGGUUGUAGAGUCAUUGUUAGAGAUAAAAAAAGAGGAUGAGUAGGAAAUAGAGUUAUUUCUAAUUAAAACAAGCGUAGGUUUUGCAGAUGAGUGACAUCCUAUUGAAUAAGUUUCCGAGGUUUCUAUUCUUAGCUGUUUCACUGCGUUUUCUAUCAAGAUUGUUCAAUACCAGUAGGAGCAGUUGUGGUGGAUUUCAGCGGUUUCCUCUCCAGCGCUGGCUUCGGUGGUACCACCUACAGCUCUUUGAAGAAACAAAAAGACUCUUUUCUUUCCGACAGGUUAUUUAUUUGUGCUGUAAGCAAACUGUGAAGGCCCCCGGGCUGUGUUUUGUAGGGGAGGGAAACGGCCGAUCGAGAGCUUUGGGUCGGGAGGAAGUUAUUUGUUAAAUCCAGUAGUAAAACAUGUCGACAUAC